Messenger RNA from Cotesia glomerata, 3088 nucleotides. RefSeq lists its product as uncharacterized. The coding region runs from base 1186 to 2544 and encodes 452 amino acids. NCBI's taxonomy places the organism in Eukaryota, Metazoa, Arthropoda, Insecta, Hymenoptera, Braconidae. The record is from RefSeq and is a predicted model, not a curated record. The transcript is spliced from 2 exons.
CAUCUUUACCAUCAACAUCGUCAUCAGUACCAUCAUCGUCAAUGCUAAGAAGUACAUCAGAUCCAAUUGACCGUGGAAGUGACCAAUUUGGAGGAAUCACUGGUCAGUCUUUACAACUUGAAGCUGAAGAAAAUGUAGAAGAACCAAAACACUCUUCAAAUACACAAGAAUUCCAAGAAAGUAUUGCGGAUGAAAUAAUCGAGGAUUACAAUUCGGAUAGUUCAGAAGAAUUUAAUAAAGCUGAAAGGAUUGAAAAUCUGUCAUGAAAGUAGCCUGCAACUUGAUAGUGACAAUCAGAAUAAUAACGAAAGCAGUGACAGUGAUUCUGACGAGGGAAACAGUUCAAGUCAAGCUUUUUUUUCUGUGGAAAAGUCGGUAUUUAACUUUCCGUUCUUAAGCAAUCCAAAUUUCUAUGAAAACGAUCAUCUGUUGGCUAUUAUUGCUAUUUCUUUACGCAACAAUUUUUCAUACGAAGCUACAUUAUCUAUACUAUCCUGGAUGAAAUUAACCCACAACAAUAAUAAUUUACCAACAACAAAGAAAGCGCUAUGGAAAGCAUUGAACCGUGACGACAGUUUGAUUACUCGUCACAUGUACUGUAGUAUUUGUAAAGAAAAUCUUGGAGUUGGAAAAAUGCUGUCCAAAACAUGUUCUUGUAAAUCAUGCGGUCCAGAUGAAAAACCUGAAAAUUUGAAUUAUUUUCUUCAGCUAAGUUUAUCAAGCCAAUUAACUGAGUUUUUCAAAAUACCUGGUAUUGAAAAAUCAUUGUGCUAUCGAUUUACAAGAGAAAAGUGAGAUUCUUCGACAUUUGAAGAUAUUUAUGAUGGACAGCAAUAUCAAAAUCUGUGUUCAUCUGGAAAAUUCUUGAGUAAUCCAUUCAAUUUUUCUUUCACUAUGAAUACAGAUGGUUGCCAAGUGUCCAAAUCAUCUAAAGCAAGUGCGUGGCCGGUUUAUUUACAAUUUAAUGAAUUACCUCCGCAUAUUCGUAAAAAACAUAUGCUUUUGGCUGGAAUUUUUGUUGAUACAUGUCACCCAUCUUUGAAUCUCUUAUUAGGCUCGAUAAUCGAUUAACUACGUGACUUAUAUACAACUGGGAUUGCUUGGAAAACUUCAGAAGGUAGAGAAGUAACUUCGAAGUUUGUUGUAACAACGUGCACUGUUGAUUCUCCAGCGAGAGCAUUAAUUAUGAGAAUGAAGCAGUUUAAUGGUUACGACGGUUGUUCCUUUUGCUAUGCAAUAGGUGAACAUCACCAAAAUAAACACAUUUAUCCGCGAAGUCAUUGUUCCGAAAAUCUUCGAACUGAUGAAGAAAUAAGAGAAGAUAUGCUUACAGCUUUCCAGACGAAAACAACAACAAAUGGUAUUAAAGGGAUUUCAUCGUUAGCUGGAUUGCCUGAAUUCGAUUUAGGUAAUGGACUUGUAGUCGACAGCUUGCAUGCUGUUUUUCUCGGAGCAGUGAAACAGCAUGCAACAUUACUUCUCACUGCAACAGAUUCACCAUAUUAUAUUGGAGAUCCGACCAGUAAAGCAAGAAUUGACGAACGAUUGCUAUCCAUAAAACCUCCAUCACGCCGUAGUCACCUGCCCCGAGGAUUAGAUACAUUUAAUAAUUGGAAAGGGUCUGAACUUCGUAAUUGGUUAGGUUAUGCGGCACCAUGUUUGAAUGGUAUAUUACCCGUAAAGUAUAUCAAACAUUUGGCUCUUUUGUCUCAAGCUGUUCAUAUUUUGAAUAGUGAUUGUGUAACCAGUACUGGUUUGGAACGCGCUAGAUAUCUCAUAGAAGAGUAUGUUUCACAGUUCGAAGAAUUAUUUGGACUCGAAAAUAUGAGUUUUAAUAUUCAUUUGUUACCUCAUCUAAUAAAAUCAAUUGAAAAUUUUGGUCCGAUGUGGGUUCAUUCUGCUGCCGUGUUUGAAUUCUGGAAUAAAAAAGUUAUGGAUAAAGUUACGAGCCUCCACGGAAGAGCUGAUCAAAUUGUCAUGAGAUUUUUAAUGACCAAAUUUGUAGAAUCAGCGAUUUACAGUGGUUCAGUUACGGCUGAAACAAGAAAAUUUAUUUGUAAGACUCUUAAAAUUCCUAAUUUGACUGAUGAAGUAGUAAUAAACAAAGAUUUUCAAGCUAUGAGCAGCCCUGAAGUUAUAAAUCUUCGAGAAUUUGAACUCAAUGUAUUGCUACAGACAGGUUAUGUCCCUAUAAACUCUGCGUCUUCUUACACUAAAAUUAAAAUAAAUGGGAUUGAUUAUCAUAGCAAAAAUGAUAAUGAUAACAAAUUCUGUAAUCCUAUAAUCUCUUACAAGAAUAAAUUUGGAGAAAUAUUGUCUAUCAUUGAUUUUGAAAAUCAAGAUAACAGUAAUGUUCAAGGUUUUUUUCUAAAACUAUAUAAAAUCAAAAGAAGUGCCUUUGACACUGAUUACAUUAAAGAAAUAGAAAUUACUGAUGACAUAAUCUUCAUAAGCGACUUAAAAUUUGUAAGACCUGCAACAAAAGUAUCCACAGACAUGGGAAUAUUUGUUUUUGAGCUUCCGAAUUGUUGGGAAACAGAUUGACGGCAGCUUGAUUAAGAGUUAUAUAACAAUUUCUUACAUAUAAUCAAUAACACAGAUCUUUACAAACUUAAUUAUUAAAUGUUGCAAAAAUUGGAAAUUUUAGACAAGUCAUUAAACGAAAAAAAUUUAUAACUAUUUAUACUACAAAAAGUUUCUUCUGUGAUUUGCAUGAGAUUGACAAUUGCUAAGAAAAUUGGCAAUUUCUUUAAACAUGAGGGCUAAUCAAAGAGUUUACAUGUAACAAAUCAAAUAAAUGAAUAAAGUUGUCAAAUAACGGCGUUAAGAAUGAGGCGAGAACGUAAAAAUCUACAAUUACAUCUGAAGUAGGUAUAAAUAGUCAUUUAAAUUACAAGUUAUAACAGAAUUCAGAGUCAGAAACCCGGUAAUAUAAUUGGUAAUACAUCUGAUGUCACAUAAGGUCAUCUGGGUUCGAUUCCCAGCUUGGUCUAUUUUUUCAAGGUAUUAUACAUCCUGGUCUUGUCCCUGAUUCUCUCAAAGAUUGUUUACUUUUACUGGGUAACGUUAAUAGUUAUAGAUGUCCUUG